Molecule: messenger RNA, 1772 nt
Organism: Jaculus jaculus (lesser Egyptian jerboa)
Lineage: Eukaryota; Metazoa; Chordata; Mammalia; Rodentia; Dipodidae
Gene: Ddo
Product: D-aspartate oxidase
Exons: 5
Coding region: 86-1111 (341 amino acids)
Molecular function (GO): FAD binding; D-amino-acid oxidase activity
Source: RefSeq, a predicted model, not a curated record
UACUAGGUCAAAUGGUCUCUGAAAAACAAGUGUUGGUGCCAGAGCCUCCAGUAGGUUCCAAGGCUGUCUUCUCAGACUCAGGUCCAUGGAUGCCACACGGAUUGCCGUUGUUGGAGCAGGUGUGGUCGGGAUGUCCACUGCCAUGUCCAUAGCUUCUAUGGUCCCCCGAUGCUCUGUUACUGUCAUCUCGGACAAGUUCACUCCCAAUACCACCAGCGAUGUGGCAGCCGGGAUACUCAUUCCCCAGGCUUAUCCAGAUACACCCGUUCACACGGUGAAGCGGUGGUUCAGGGAGACCUUUGACCACCUGUCUGCCAUCGCCAGGUCUGCAGAUGCUGUGGAUGCCGGCGUUCACCUGGUGUCUGGUUGGCAGAUAUUUCGGAGCAUGCCCUCCGAAGAAGUGCCCUUCUGGGCUGACGUGGUUCUGGGAUUUCGAAAGAUGACAGAGACUGAGCUGAAGAGGUUCCCACAACAUGUGUUUGGCCACGCUUUUACAACCCUGAAGUGUGAGACUUCUGCCUACCUCCCCUGGCUGGAGAGAAGGGUAAGAGGAACUGGGAACCUGCUGCUCACCAGGCGAAUAGAAGACCUAUGGGAGCUUCAGCCCUCCUUCGACAUUGUGGUCAACUGCUCAGGCCUGGGAAGCCAGCAGCUUGCUGGAGACUCCAUGGUCUCCCCUGUAAGAGGUCAAGUGCUUCAAGUGCAGGCCCCCUGGCUGAAGCAUUUUAUCCGUGAUGUGAGUGGGCUGACGUAUAUUUACCCCGGUGCCUCCUAUGUGACUCUGGGGGGAACUAAGCAAAAAGGAGACUGGAAUCUGUCCCCAGAUGCCGAGAUCAGCAGAGGCAUCUUUUCCCGAUGUUGUACGCUGGAGCCUUCCCUUCGCAGAGCCUACGCCAUCAAGGAGAAAGUGGGCUUGAGGCCCAGCAGGCUAGGCGUGUGCCUGCAGAAAGAGAUCGUGUCCCGAGGGGGCCAGAGGCUAUUUGUGGUCCACAACUAUGGUCAUGGGAGUGGGGGCAUCUCGGUGCACUGGGGCUCUGCCAUGGAGGCCACUAGGCUGGUGAAUGAAUGUAUCCAGGAUCUCAGGGCCUCGGCUACCACGUCAAAGCUGUAGGACCAUCCAAUGACACCAACAACCCCAGAAACUAUUUUUUUUAACUUUUAUUUUAUUUGUUAGAGAGAGAGAGAGAGUGGGCAUGCCAGGGCCUCUGGCCACUGCAAAUGAACUCCAGAUGCAUGUGCCAAUAAACUCCAGAUACAUGUGACACCUUGUGUUUCUGGCUUAUGUGGGUCCUGGGGAAUCGAACCUGGGUCCUUUGACUUUGCAGGCAAGCGCCUUAACUUCUAAGCCAUCUCUCCAGCCCGCCCCCAGAGACUAUUAAUCAAAGCACAAUCUAAGGUUUAGAUUAACUUUCCCUUUCCAGUGCAUGAAAUUUUAUUUAGGUAUUCUUUGUUUUCAAAUUAGAAUUAUACAACAUGAAUUAAGAGAUUUAGGCAGUUUACUACUAAUGGCAUAGGAUACAAAACUCCAUUUUUUGUUUAAAAUAGAACUGUUAUUCAGUAGCAGAGGCCAGUAAGCUUGAAAGGGAGUCGGGGGGGGGGACUUAAUAGGAUGGUAUUGUAUAUAAAUAAGUAGAACAAAUUAAUAGGAGUGAAGAAGCCUAAGCGAGGUCAGGGGAAGAGACUGAGUAAGGAAAGGUGAAGGGAGGGCUAAUCAAAAUCUAAAAGGAUAUAAAUAAAUCAUAUGGAAACCUACUUUUUUGGACAAUUGAAUA